CCGGAAGUUGCUAUGACGUAACAGAUGUUCUUCUCUACCUAACGCCAGGCAACCGCCAAGAGCGAGAAAAAACUUUGUGUAAGUCGACGGAAGGGCGGUUAAAAAGUUGAUUAAAGUGUCGCCACGUGAUGGCGGUCCAGUCCUAAACCGAGGCCGUGUCACAGAUGUGGAGUUAGUGGGAUGAACUCGAGGUAUGAUAUCCAGCGGAGGCCCGGAGGAGGAGGCGGCGGCGGCGGCGGUGGUGGUGGUGGUGGUUUCAGCGGCAGCCCCGUCACCGGCUCCCCCGCUAUGGGAGCGCAGGCGCGCCGCAGGAAGAUGGCUCCCAGACCGGCGGAUUAUAAACUCCAGAUCAUCAUCAUCGGAUCCCGCGGGGUGGGAAAGACCAGCCUGAUGGAGAGGUUCACUGAUGAUACCUUCUGUGAGGCGUGUAAAUCCACCGUGGGUGUGGAUUUUAAAAUCAAAACCGUGGAGCUGCGAGGAAAGAAGAUCAGGUUGCAGAUCUGGGACACCGCCGGUCAGGAGAGAUUCAACAGCAUCACAUCAGCCUACUACCGAGGCGCUAAGGGAAUCAUCCUGGUGUACGAUAUCACCAAGCAGGAGACCUUUGAGGACUUGCCCAAAUGGAUGAAAAUGAUCGACAAGUACGCGUCAGAAGACGCCGAGCUCCUGUUGGUCGGGAACAAACUAGACUGCGAGUCCGACCGUGUCAUCGCGCGUCAGCAGGCCGAGAGGUUUGCCUCGCGGAUAUCAGGGAUGCGGUUCUGCGAGGCCAGCGCCAAGGACAACUUCAACGUCGAUGAGAUCUUUCUCAAACUAGUGGAUGAUAUUUUAAGCAAGAUGCCGCUGGAAAUGCCCAGUAGAGAGCUCUCCAACAGCGUGCUUUCCCUUCAGCCCGAGCCCGAACUGCCCCCAGAACUUCCGCCUCCUCGCAUGCGCUGUUGUUGAGCCUCAAUCCGGUCCUCCUGCUCCUGAAAAUAAAAACAAAUAAAAACAAACCUUUCUCUCCCACAAGCUCCUGUAUUUCCAGAGACUGACCACCAGGGGGGGAAAGCGCUCCUGCACUGCACCAAGGCAGUCCUCCUACAUUUCGGAGACGCGGACUCCAGGGCAUGUGCAGUAUGAGGGCACAUCCGGGAGCAAGAGCUUUCAGAAUUAUUCACCACAUUAGACUUUUUUUUUUUUGUACGAUGCUGCUGUUAGGUUCACUAGAUGAAACCCAGACUGACGAACUGAUUUCUUUUUCUUUAACCGUGUAGCUGCGUACACAAGCUUCUUCAGUUUCAGUAUUUGGGAUUAACACGUACUUUCCAAGAAAUUUGACUCGCUGUAGCAUGUCAGUGAUCGAGCGCAUGGUCACGACCUCAGGAGUGUACGCCUCGUAUCAGGCCAGUCAGAAACAAGUCAGCUCAGAUUUCCUGAAUCGAACAGCUCUUUUUUUUUUUUCUUCUUCUUCUUUUUCUUCCUUUUUUUUUCUUGAGUGAUUUACCGUUUUGGUAGUGUUUAGUUUCGAAGUAGCCUUGCUACUUUUUCAGCUUUUCGGCUACAGCAUUUGAAUUUACAUUUAUGCAUUUGGCAGACGUCUUGUUCGGAGCGACUUACAGCAGCAGCAGUCAAACUCAAUGCAAAUAAAUAUACAGUACCAGUCAAAAGUUUGGACACAGCUCCUAAUUCAAUGUAGAACACUCACUCAUCGUCUAGACCGCUUCAAUCUGUGUUCAGGGUCGCGGGGCCAGGAGCCUAUCCCAGGAGACUUGGUGCAUGAGGUCGGGGGGUACACACACACACUUACAUACAUUCAUUCACACACUUUGGGCAAUUUGGGAACGCCAAUUAGCCUAAUCUGCAUGCCUUUGGACUGUAGAAAGAAACUGGAGCACCCGGAGGAAACCCACCAAGCACUGAGAGAACAUGCAAACUCUACAUACUCAGACUUGAGGCGGGAAUCAAACAAGACCCCUGGAGGUGCGAGGUGACCGUGCUAACCACUAUGCCAACGUGCCGCCAAUUCUAGAACAAUACUGAAGAUUUUAAAACGAUGAAAUAACAAGGAACAAUCAGUUGUUCUGUAUAGUCAAAGGCAUUUGCAAAACCCAUCAAGCACCAUAAACAUCAUCCCUGGAAAGCAAGACCAAAACUUUACCUCUGCUGCAGAGGAUAGGGUUCAUUUAGAGAUACCAGCCUCAGAAAUCACCAAUUAACAACCAGCACCUCAGAUUAAAGCUGCUACAAAGGCUUUACAGAGCAUAAGUAGCAGACACAUCUCAAUAUCAACUUGUAAAAGGAGAUCUGUGCAUAUUUUGGUUGCCAAAAUAUAGAAAGAGAAAUAGAAUUAGGAAAGAUCUAGGAAUUAGAAGAUGCCUCCAAACUUGGCUCUGACUGGUACUGUAAGUGUCUGAAGGAGAAAGGAUGGAUAAACUUAAUUUGUAAAUUUAAAAAACAUCUAAAAAAAAAAAAAAAAAAAAGGUGAGAUUGUGAGCUUGUUAAUUAGUAAAAUUAAAGAGCUGCUUAUCAAUAGGCAGCAGUCCAACCAAGAUUGUGGUGAUGGUGGUCAGACUUCCAUCCUUGUGUUUAUCAGUAUUCAUGUUCUUGCACUACAAUCCUCACUUGUAGUUGAGAUGUACAGAAAACUUCCAAGCACUAAUACGUCGUAUAGUUCACUACCAGUGCCAUUUCUGCUACUACACUAAAAAAAGGGGUUUUAUAGAGAACUGGAAUUAUUAUUAUUAUUUUUUUUCCUUCUUUUUUUUACCUAAAGGGCUACACGGCAAAAGACGUCGAGGUAGCUGACGUUAAUAGCGACAAUUAGAAGACCUACCUUUGUUCCUGACUAAACAGCUGUUAGGGGCUGGAUUGUAUAAUAGACCGUGGAACGAUGAAAUGGAAAUGCUGCACCUUACACUGGAGCAUCUUCUGUUGUUUUGGUCACUGCACAGAUUGCCAUGGGAACACACACAUUGACACAAACGGCUGUUACACUCGCGUGACGUUGGUCUGCAGAGAUGCUGUGGAUUCUUUGAAUCGAUUGUCUUUGUAACAGGACUCAACAUUGUGUGUGUUCUAGUUUCUGAGACCUUGUGUAAUCACUAAUUAAUAAAAUGCACAAUAAUUUAUAAAGUAGAUGAAAACAGAGCAGUAUUUUCCUUUUUUUUUUUAACGAUAUGAAUGCUCGUUUCGUAAUGAUGUAAUGAUGCUGAGAGCUUUCUGGGUGUUACAAUGCAUUCACACCUUACGUUUAUCAAAAGACCCCGAAACUGCAUAAAGACCUGACGUGGCAGCUUUGCUUCUGAGAAAGGGGUUUCUGUUUUGUGCAUGUGUGGUGUGUACUGAACGUCUAAGCCUCAUGUAGCAGUGCAUGAUUUCCACACAGCUCCAAGACCAUGUGUUUCAUUUUCAUAUUUUGUAUGAUUUCUAACAAAGGCUUUGUAAAGGUUUCUAAAAACCAGCCUAAAACUUGCAGUAUUUCUCAUGUUUCUUCAAGAUUUUUUUUUUUUUGUGAAUGUGUACUAACCUGAAGGUUGCUUCUUUGUUAUUGUUUUUUUUUUUUUCUUUUGUGAAUGUGCCAGAUUUGAUGAAAGAAGGGCCUUUAUUUAUCACUAAGUGCUUUUUAUGUGACUUCUUAUUUGCAGAAUUGUUUUUAUUUCCAUUUCCUUUGUUUGUAUUCUGGAUUCUUGAAAGCCAAAAUGAGUCUUGAGAUUUACUAAGCUAUUACUAGAAUUGUUUUCUGUCUCUAUUCUCAAUUUCUUUGCUUGUCUUUUUUCCCCCCAUUAAGGAUAAAUUGAAAGUAUUGAUUUCCCUAUUAUUUUAGAAUAAUUUUUAAGUUAAACCCUCCUUUUUUAUGGAGUAAUUUAAGGUAAAUUUUCUUUUUUUCUUUUUUCAAAAGAAAAUCUACAUCAGUAUUGUUCCAGAAGCUCUAAUAUUCAUACUUGGUAAAUCAGUCACGUGGUUUUCGUUUGUUAUUGAACGUUAAAAAUGUCAUGGCCCAUUAAAAACAGUUCAUCCCACUGUGAGGAUUUCCUCAGUUGAAGUAGUGAUAAUUGCUGCCUUGAAAAUCUAAUAUCUUGUAUAGAGUAAUCUUAUGUUCAUUUUCAUCACCUAUAGGACUGUUUUAGAAAUUGUUACAUAAAAAAAAGAGCAAGAAAGAAAUUGACCCUCGCUUUUAUGUGUGGUGAGGAAGAGUACUUUGUAAUCAAAUUUUUAGGUAUUUGAAACAGUUUGGCAUGUUUAAACAUUUUUGUGAUAUUUAUAACUCAUGGUGUUCUUGAACUAAUGAAGUGCAAAUAAAAAUAUAUUUAUUAUCUA
Clarias gariepinus (North African catfish) is the source of this 4299-nucleotide messenger RNA. RefSeq names its product RAB12, member RAS oncogene family (gene rab12). Gene Ontology annotation, molecular function: GTP binding; GTPase activity. Bases 181 to 945 code for a protein of 254 amino acids. The transcript is spliced from 6 exons. Gene Ontology annotation, cellular component: synaptic vesicle; plasma membrane; endosome. NCBI's taxonomy places the organism in Eukaryota, Metazoa, Chordata, Actinopteri, Siluriformes, Clariidae. Gene Ontology annotation, biological process: protein localization to plasma membrane; regulation of exocytosis; Golgi vesicle fusion to target membrane. The record is from RefSeq and is a predicted model, not a curated record.